AUGAAAGCUAUCUCACGACUCGUCGUCUUGAGUUUCUUGCCUGUUAUUAUCGCUUCGUUGUUGUCGGCGCCUACACCGGUUUCCACGGCUACAAACACUAUUUCUGCAUCGGGAUCAUCAUCAACCCCGUUCUUGAUCCGGAAAGAUUGGAGGAAUGGGAAUCCUCGGGAGGGAUUCCAAGCUUCUAGACCGAGCGAAACGAGUGAAGAAGAUGCGUUAAUCACAGCCGCGCCAAGUGCAGAAGAGAUUCAGCUUCAGGAAAAAUAUCAUCAGACUACUUAUUGGAGUUGUGUUACGCUGCAGACUUUUGUGCAUUGUGGAUGGCAUGAACCUAUUCUGGCGGGAGGAACAGAGAUUGCGGGGGCUUCUUGUGGAUCAUGUAAUGUUGGGAAAGUGGCUUUGAUGGCGGCGGGAGCUGUGGUGGUUGCUGGAGUUUUGUGA
Molecule: messenger RNA, 441 nt
Organism: Botrytis fragariae
Lineage: Eukaryota; Fungi; Ascomycota; Leotiomycetes; Helotiales; Sclerotiniaceae
Exons: 2
Coding region: 1-441 (146 amino acids)
Source: RefSeq, a predicted model, not a curated record